AUGGUUGCGCCGGCCGUGCCUGAGCUUUCAGAAGAGAUUCUGUCUGAAUCAAUUGACGCCCGAACCGAAUCCCUCAUCUCCCUGCGCGAGCUUGGCCCCCCUGAUCUCGUCCACCUGCUGAAGCAGGCUACCAGAAACCCUGGUAAACAGCUCGGAGUCUACCAUCAUGUCACCGGUGUCGACGCCUCCUCCUCGGCCAGUCUUGCCGCCUACAUCAACACCCUGACCUAUCGCGAGCACGGCCAGACCGCGCAAACAAAGAUCUCGGAGGGGCUGUACUGCUGUUACAAUGCCUUUUCCCGACUCGACAUGCGGGUGCACGUUACGAUACCUGGUACUGUCGAGAGUUACUGUGUGGAUGAACGGGGUGAGAAGCGCAAGGCGACAGAUGACCUUUGGCUCGAGACCUACCUCUGCAGUGUCCUGAGAGCCUACUCCUACGCCGAUGAUGGAAGUGGAGAAACCAUUCGCAAGAUCAUGGGUGUGCGCAGAUUCAAUCCCGUCACCAAUACUGAAACCGAACACCGUUUCCUCAAUGCCGCUGAGCAGCUCUUCUUUAGAGGCUGGCAGCUCGGUUCCGACUCUGUCGUUCAAGUGCCGAACAAUGUCUCGAACCAUCUGACCGCCGGCCUCCUGAAGUACUUCCAAACGACCGGACGCUAUGCCUCUGGCAUCAACCUCUUUGAGAAACUGAGGGACCAGAAUAUUGAAGUCUCAUCUCUCCUGGCCAAGGUCUUGUUCAUGGGCAACGAGGAGGUUGAGGGCGUUAGAGUGCUCCACAAGGCACUAAAGGAGUCGCCUAUGGACUACGUUAUGCUUGAUACCCAAGCCGAGUUUCUCUUGAAGAAAGCCCAAACUGCCGCCACUCCCGAGCAGAAGGAGGAGAGGCUCCGGUUGGCUCUGGGAUGUGCUGAUCGUAGCACUAUCGCCGCCCCUAGCGAGUUCGGCACUUGGGCAAGGUUGGCACAAGUCUACGUCGCCAUGGAGGACUGGGAGAACGCCCUUACCAUCCUCAACUCCUGUCCGAUGUUUACAUAUCAGGAUAAGGAUGCGCCGCAGAUGCCCGAGCCGAAGGAUGUUCAUCUUCCGACCCUCCCGGAAACCCGACUCGACGAGAUCGAUAGCGAACCCGAGUCGAGAUAUUCCGAACAGGUUGAUGCUAGUCUCCUGAAUCUGCGGGCUGCCGUCUACAAGGGUACAUUCAAGCAAGCCUACAGCAUCCUUACGGAAAUGACGGCAAAGAUUGGCUGGGACCAGCUUCUCAAGAUUCGAAGCACCGUCUUCGUCAUGGAGGAUGAGUACCGUUCUGAAAAGCAGGAUGUGCAGCCUCAGCGCAACCCGAGCAUCGAUGGUCUUCGGGGAACACCAGACCCUACGACAAACGGAGAUCAGUCAGACUCAGACUCGGACUCAGGUGCAGAGACUGAGGCGAAGAAUGAGAAGGAUGAUACCAAACCAGCGGACACCGAGUCGACUGCUGAAACCUUGGCAGCGAAUGGAGAGGCAGAGGGCGAGGCCGUAGAGAAGCCCACUCAUGCGAUAGACCCUGGUGAGCUAAAGGGUGAUGCCGAAAACGGUGCCCAAAACGAUGACCAUCUGUCUAAGUUGAACAACAAGCGGUUGUGUGAGCGUUGGCUGGACAGCCUCUUUAUGGUUCUUUACGAAGACCUGCGUGUCUACACCAUUUGGCGCACGCAGAUGGCCCAGUACCGGGCGCAGUCCAUGCAGUACAAGAAGUCGGCCGAGGAGUGGGAAAUCCUUGGAUCGCUCGCCGAGAGACUCCAGCACACGGAUGAGGCUGUGGAGGCUUACAGAGCUUGCCUCGCCUCUAGGUUCAGCCCCAAGGCCUUGACUGGUAUUCUCAAGGUCUUUGAACAGAACAAGAACACCCGUGAGACGGUCGCAUCUGUUAUCCGACUUGUCACCUGGCAGUACAGGUGGUACUCGGAGUUCUCUCCCGAGCUCCUGCACACGAUUCGGACACUUAUCGAGGAUGAAGGCGCGGUCAAGGUCAGAAGCAUCAUACAGGCUACCAGUUUACCGCAAAACGUUCUUGACCUCACCCAUCAUUACGCUGCUCUUUGCGCCACCUUCCGCAGCAGCGGUACCGAUGGCUAA
Molecule: messenger RNA, 2118 nt
Organism: Colletotrichum truncatum
Lineage: Eukaryota; Fungi; Ascomycota; Sordariomycetes; Glomerellales; Glomerellaceae
Source: RefSeq, a predicted model, not a curated record